Molecule: messenger RNA, 1917 nt
Organism: Pipistrellus nathusii (Nathusius's pipistrelle)
Lineage: Eukaryota; Metazoa; Chordata; Mammalia; Chiroptera; Vespertilionidae
Source: the annotation of a GenBank genome assembly
AUGGCCGCGAGGGAGGAGCUGUACGGCCAGGUGGCCCCGCGCCGGAGCCGCCAGCCGCGGCCGGGCACCGUGAGGCGCGGAUCGGCGCUGGACCUGCUCCUGUCCAUGGGCUUCCCGCGGGCGCGCGCACAGAAAGCUUUGGCGUCCACCGGAGGAAGAAGUGUGCAAGCUGCAUGUGACUGGCUGUUCUCGCACGUGGGCGACCCCUUCCUGGACGACCCGCUGCCCCGGGAGUAUGUGCUGUACCUGCGCCCCACGGGCCCCUUGGCCCAGAAGCUCUCCGACUUCUGGCAGCAGUCGAAGCAGAUCUGCGGCAAGAACAAGGCGCACAACAUCUUCCCCCACAUCACCCUCUGCCAGUUCUUCAUGUGCGAGGACAGCAAGGUGGACGCCCUGGGGGAGGCCCUGCAGGCCACCGUCAGCCGCUGGAAGGGCAAGUUCUCGGUGCCACUGCCCCUGGAGCUCUACACCUCCUCCAACUUCAUCGGGCUCUUCGUGGAGGAGGCCAGUGCCGACGUCCUCAAGAAGUUCGCCGCCGACUUUGCCGCGGAGGCUGCGUCCAAAACCGAAGUGCACGUGGAACCUCAUAAGAAGCAGCUGCACGUGACCCUGGCUUACCACUUCCAAGCUAGCCACCUGCCCACGCUGGAGAAGCUAGCCCAGAGCAUCGAUGUCAAACUAGGGUGCGACUGGCUGGCAGCCAUAUUCUCCCGGGAUAUCCGAUUUGCUAACCACGAGACCUUGCAGGUGAUCUACCCCUACACCCCCCAGAAUGACGACGAGCUGGAGCUGGUCCCGGGGGACUUCAUCUUCAUGUCGCCUGUGGAGCAGGCCAGCACCAGCGAGGGCUGGGUCUACGGCACCUCCCUGACCACCGGCGGCGCGGGGCUCCUGCCCGAGAACUACAUCACCAAGGCCGACGAGUGCAGCACCUGGGUGUUCCACAGUUCUUACUCCAUCUUAAACGCAUCGUCUUCCAACGCGCUCCCAUUUGGUGAUGGCAUACUGGACAGGCGGUCGUAUGAGGACCAGGGCCUGGGGGAGAUGGCACCCCUCACCAUCGUCUGUCAGCCCUCGCAGCCUCUGAAGGCCAGCAGCCAGCCUGGCUCCCAAAAGAGGUGCCUCUUCGUGUGUCGGCAUGGCGAGAGGAUGGACGUCGUCUUUGGGAAGUACUGGCUAUCCCAGUGCUUCGAUGCCAAAGGCCGCUAUAUUCGCACCAACCUGAACAUGCCUCACAGCUUACCUCAGCGGAGCGGUGGCUUCCGGGACUACGAGAAAGACGCUCCAAUCACUGUGUUUGGGUGCAUGCAAGCAAGACUGGUGGGUGAAGCCUUAUUAGAAAGUAACACCAUUAUUGACCAUGUCUAUUGUUCCCCAUCCCUGCGCUGUGUUCAGACUGCACACAAUAUCUUGAAAGGUUUACAACAAGAAAAUCACUUGAAGAUCCGUGUAGAGCCUGGCUUAUUUGAGUGGACGAAAUGGGUCGCUGGGAACACAUUACCUGCGUGGAUGCCUCCGUCAGAGCUAGCUGCAGCCAACCUGAGUGUUGAUACAACCUACAGACCUCACAUUCCAGUCAGCAAAUUAGUGGUUUCAGAAUCCUAUGACACUUACAUCAGCAGAAGUUUCCAAGUAACAAAAGAAAUAAUAAGUGAAUGUAAAAGUAAAGGAAAUAACAUCUUGAUUGUGGCCCAUGCAUCUUCUCUGGAAGCAUGUACCUGCCAGCUUCAGGGCCUGUCUCCUCAGAACUCCAAGGACUUCGUACAAAUGGUCCGAAAGAUUCCGUACUUGGGGUUUUGCUCCUGUGAAGAACUGGGAGAAACUGGAAUCUGGCAGCUGAGGGAUCCACCCAUCCUUCCUCUCACCCAUGGACCCACUGGGGGCUUCAACUGGAGAGAGACCUUGCUACAAGAAUGA